AUGGCUCCCGCGCUGCAUGUGAUGACGGCCUCCCAUGACCUCACGGUGAAGAUCUGGCACGCGGAGUCUGGCCAGUGCCUGCGCACGCUGGAGGGCCACCACGAUCAAGUGUUCUCCGCCGUGUUCUCGCCGGACGGGCUGGAGGUGCUGACCGCUUCAGAAGACGGCACGGCGAGGAUCUGGCACGCGGAUUCGGGCCAGAGCCUGCACACGCGUGUGCUGACCGCCUCUGGAGACGGCACGGCGAGGAUCUGGCACGCGGAGUCCGGCCAGUGCCUGCGCACGCUGGAGGGCCACGACGGUUUGGCAUGGUCCGCCGUGUUCUCGCCGGACGGGCUGGAGGUGCUGACCGCCUCCUAUGGCCGCACGGCGAAGAUUUGGUGCGCGGAGUCCAGCCAGUGCCUGCGCACGCUGGAGGGCCACCGCGAUAACGUGUUCUCCGCCGUGUUCUCGCCGGACGGGCUGGAGGUGCUGACCGCCUCCUGUGACCGCACGGCGAGGAUCUGGUACGCGGAGUCUGGCCAGUGCCUGCGCACGCUGGAGGGCCACCGCGGUGGCGUGGUGUCCGCCGUGUUCUCGCCGGACGGGCUGGAGGUGCUGACCGCCUCCUAUGACCGCACGGCGAGGAUUUGGCACGCGGGGUCUGGCCAGUGCCUGCGCAUGCUGGAGUGUCACCGAGAUUCCGUGGCAUCCGCCGUGUUCUCGCCGCAGUAA
This is a messenger RNA of Prorocentrum cordatum, 714 nucleotides long. Lineage: Eukaryota; Dinophyceae; Prorocentrales; Prorocentraceae. The record is from the annotation of a GenBank genome assembly.